AUGUGGCAGGGCAUCCUGGCCAUCAGUGAUUACAAACCCAACCCCUCCACCCCCACAGCACCUAAUGUCUUCUUCCUGAACGAGCUUAAUGACUUUUACACUCGCUUUGAGAGGGAUAAUAAUGAAACGGUCACCAAGAUCACCCCCUCAAGCGACCCACCCAUCACACUCACCUCCUCAGAGGUGUACGCUGCACUGAGCCGGAUUAACGCGCGCAAGGCUGCUGGACCAGACGCAUUCAACACGGUCAUACCCUCUAAAUUAAUUACCAAACUUAGAGACCUUGACAUUAACAUCUCGCUGUGUAACUGGGUUAUGGACUUCCUGACCAACAGACCUCAGCAUAUUAGGCCUGUGUUUGGAUCUAUCUCCAUCGUCAAGAUUGCAGACGAUACUACUGUGAUCGGUCUCAUCAGCAACAACAAUGAGACUGCCUACAGGGAGGAGGUCCAGGAUCUGGUGCUCAAGCUAACAUGCUGUAAAGCCCCUGAGUUCUCAGCCUACCAAAAAAAAAAACCUCCAAAAAGCUAUGCACGCAACCACCACUUCCACAAGAUGUUGUUCAACAGAGCUGUGAAGAUGGCGUGUGUUGUGAGAUAUGGUUUUCUGCUGAUCGGUAUCUGUUUAAGAAGCACUUCAUUCGCAAGCUCAUUGCUGCAAGUCACAUCUUUAAUGGAAGCUGUUGGGAACAACAUCAUCAUCCGGUGCUCUGCUGAUAAAACCUCCCAAGAUGGAGUGUACAUGUACAAACAAGUAGGAGCAAGUAAAAACAAGCAGGAAGUCUUCUACUAUUACAAAGAUGGAACUUUUCAACCUAAAUCUAUAUGGUGUAAAGAAAAAGUCCAAUUAUAUGGAACAUAUCACGACUUUAAUGUCACCGUCUCAAAUGUAAACACCACAGACUCUGGGUUUUACUGGUGUGAGUUUAAUCUGGAAGACAAAAACAGAAUUUUCUCAGUCACAUGGUUACAGAUAGAAGAAUUGGUAGAUACAAAAACAAAUAAAGCAGAAGAAGUAGACGAAAAAGUGUGCCCUGAAGAUGUUCGCCAUGAAUGGAUCCUCGUGUGUGUGAUCACUGUGUGUGUUGUCAUGCUGUUCAUCUCUAUCAUCUUUGUGAUUCUGAAGGUGAAGGGGUGUCUGAUGAGGAAGAAAUACAAAACAUCAACUCCUCCCUCAGACUCAGUUUACGAAGAGAUGAAACAGAGAAAUUUGGUCGACCAGCCCAGUGCACUGACUUUCAUCAACCCUGAAUAUCAAUCUUGUUUCUCCAAUUAAUACGUUUCCAGCCGAAAUGAACACUACAGGCAGCGUUUUCAUACACAGUCACGAUUACAUCUCCAUGUGUUGGGCUCUCCAGUUUAGUCCCCGGUCAGAUUGCUUCCCACACAUUUGGGUACAAAUUACAAAUGAAAGAGCUGAAAGAUAAGAAAAAGAAGCUGAAAUGGUGUGCUCGCAGUUGCAUUGUUGCGUGACAUUCUCCUUUGUUCACACUCUUGGUGUGUUUAAGAGUUAUAGCUCUACUCACUUGGCAUUUAAAGUCAGAAUUGUGGUGACGGGUACAACACCAUAAAAAUAGGCCAACAGUAAACUGACUGACAGAAUCAUAUCCCACUCCUCUGUUCAUAAAAGCAAAGCUAAUUAGUUUUAUUGCAAAUUUUAAACUAUACACUGUAAAAACAUUGGGUUAAUGUUUGCACAGUAUUUGAUGUUUGUUUCUAAACUUACUUGGUACUCUUUACCACUUAACCUUUCUUUGCAGUUGUGGUCAUGUCUUUCCUCUCAGUAACAUUACAAUGCAUCAAAACAAACCACGCAUGAACAUGUUUCAUGCUCUGACUAACAAUUAUGAAGUUUAACAAGUAUGUUGUGUGUGCAGAUGCAUAAAAUGUGUGCUGUUUUAUUAUCCAGGUUGUUUGCAUUUUUAAUGUAAUGGUUAUAUGUAUUUGAUUUAGUAUAUCUUGUCUCUGUAUCGUUUAAAAUAAAAUGAAAAGGUACAAUUCAACAAAACAUUUAAUUAACUC
Messenger RNA from Puntigrus tetrazona (Sumatra barb), 2021 nucleotides. RefSeq lists its product as uncharacterized. NCBI's taxonomy places the organism in Eukaryota, Metazoa, Chordata, Actinopteri, Cypriniformes, Cyprinidae. Gene Ontology annotation, biological process: adaptive immune response. Gene Ontology annotation, cellular component: membrane. The record is from RefSeq and is a predicted model, not a curated record. The coding region runs from base 1 to 1275 and encodes 424 amino acids. The transcript has 7 exons. Gene Ontology annotation, molecular function: signaling receptor activity.